GGUGAGUGAGUGCGGUGCGGGGUGCAGCGUACACGUGGGGGAAAAGAACACCCAGCCGGGACGGUGGGUGUUGGGAGGGAAUGACGAACCUGCAGGGGAGAUGAAUGAUGGGUUCAGCUCUGCCUGGUGGGGCUGGCCUGAGUGUGCCUGGUCUUUCUUAGGAGUCCUUUCAGGUUAUUGUGUGUGUGGAGUUUGAAGAGGCUUGGGAGGAGGUGUCUGAGCUCGCUGGUGGGUUGGGAUUUGCUGAUGGUGUGUGCUGAAAGGGCUUUUGGGGCUGUUUGCUGAAGGUAGUUACAGAUCGGGGAAGUGCUGAGGCCUUAGUGGGGUUUAGCUGCUUUGGGAGUGAAGCUUUGCCUGUCGCAGAUGGUGGGCCCUGCCCUGGCAAGGCCAUGUGCUGUCUUGACAGCCACUAAACAGUGGGAAGAGGCUCGUGUGUGCCUGUGUCCCUGUCACCUGGGAUGCUCCAGAGCAUGGGAGGAGGUGGGUGAUAUCUCCAUCGCCGAAGCGUCAGAGGGAUGAGUUUGGGGAGGUUGUGGCCAGAUGGGCGGGAAGGGUGUUGUGACAUGCCCUUGGCAGAUGGUGAGGCUGGGUGCGGCUGCCAACAGGCAGGAAGGUGCUGGGGGGGCUGUCACCCCCCUGGAGCGGGGGGUAACUGUGAUAAGCAGUGUGGCUCUAUGUGACAGCCAGUGGUGUGCAAGCCUGCCAGGAGGAAGAGAUACUGCCACCACCAUGGAGGGGAUUGUGACCAUGUAUCAGGACUUCAUGAAGAAAGCAGACCCCCGCAUCGCUGAUUAUCCUCUGAUGCAGUCCCCGUUCCUUGUGAUGGGCAUCCUUCUGGGAUAUGUCUACUUUGUACUAUCCUUGGGUCCCCGGCUAAUGGCCAACAGGAAGCCUUUUAACCUGAAGAAGUUCAUGGUGCUAUACAACUUCUUUCUGGUGGGACUCUCACUUUACAUAGUCUAUGAGUUCCUGAUGGCAGGAUGGCUUACUGGGUACACCUGGCGAUGUGACCCUGUGGACUUCUCACAGGACCCCAAGGCCCUCAGGAUGGUGAAAGUUGCUUGGCUUUUUGUCUUCUCCAAGUUCAUCGAACUGACAGACACGGUGAUCUUUGUCCUGCGGAAGAAGAAUGAACAGGUCACAUUUCUGCACCUCUUCCACCAUUCUGUUCUGCCUUGGAGCUGGUGGUGGGGAGCGAAGUUUGGUCCAGGGGGAAUGGGCUCAUUCCAUGCCAUGAUCAAUUCCAUGGUGCAUGUUGUCAUGUACUUCUACUAUGGGCUCUCAGCAGCAGGACCUGCCUUUCAGAAGUACCUGUGGUGGAAGAAGCACAUCACAGCCAUCCAGCUGGCACAGUUUGUGAUUGUCUCCCUCCACAUCUCCCAGUAUUACUUCAUGCCCAGCUGCCAGUACCAGUUCCCCAUCUUCAUCCACCUCAUCUGGAUUUAUGGGACCAUCUUCUUCAUCCUCUUCUCCAACUUCUGGUACCAGUCCUACACCAAGGGCAAACGGUUGCCCAGGGUGGCUCAGCAAGCAGCCCAGCACAACGGUAGCAGCGUCCAUGAGAAUGGCACCGUCACCAAUGGCAAGGUCAAAGCCAACUAGAGGGCAAGGCCCUCCCAGAGCCAAUGAGAGCCCAGGGGCAGAGGCAGCUGGGACCUGUUCCCCUGCUCCUGGGUGCCACUAGCCAAGUCAAGUGCCUACAGACUGUUGUACCCCUGUGCCCAGCCCUGCUGUCCUGUCUGCAUGCCCAGCCCCUCUGCUCUGAGCAGCCAUGGGCAACUUCUCUUGCUCUUGGGAGGGCUUGUGCUGUUUCUCAGUGUUGCUGAGCAGAGAGGCAGCUGCCUGCAUCACAGCUGUGGGGCUGCAGUCCCAUUCCAGUGUUUCCAAAGGAACUUUCCCCAAGUGCCUACAUCUGGCCCUUCUGCCCUGGGGGCCAUUUCCUUCUGAGUAGGACCAAAAGAAGAGACUGGUCCCAGUCCUGGUGCCCUCUCCUUUUCCCUGUCUCAUCAGAGCCUGGGUGGAUGAGGAGACUUGUCCCUGGCUGCUUGCCACUGCCAGCUCAAGCGUGAGUGCUCCUGCUCUGCCAUGCCUUGUGCCACUUUGUGCAAUGUCACAGCACUGCAUGUCCCUUCUGGUCCCUGUGUGCUGAGGUGGGGGGUCCUGCCCUGGCGUAUCUGCUCAGGCGUGGCUGUGGAGAAUGUAGGGACAGCGUGUAUGGGACUUGAGGGCCCAGACCUGCCCAGUACAGUACACAUGCCCUGUGCCUAGUGUGGAGCAGGGGUUGUGACAGCCUAAAGUGCCUCCCCCACAUGAUAAGCUCAGGUUGCCUUGCUGUUCUGUGCCUGGGCUGGGUGCUUGGUGUGUGCUUUAGCCACACUUCCCUGAUCCUGUGUGGCAACUGGUGGCUUGCUCCAGAGUGAGGGAGGCCAAGCUCAGCCUUGUCUUGGACCACUUCCAUUCCUGAGAGCUCAAGACUUGAGCAAUAAUAGCCCCUAGAAUCAGCUCCUGGGCUCUCCUGCAUGGGACCAGCCCUGCUCUGGCCCAGCGUGAGCACAGUGGAAGAUGGUUGUAGAAUGCCCUGCUGUGGUGUAACAGUGAGCACCUCUUGCCUCGGUGGGUCCCACUGGGCCUGGGUGAAGGUGCAUGCUGCCCUACAGCAGGGCAGUGCAGCAGCUCUCCUGGGCCUGGUGCCCAUCUCCUGCUCUGGCUGUAACCAAAACCAUGCUGAUGGCCUUGAGGAUGAGGUGAAGGAGCCAGGCCUUGUCAGAUUGGGCUGCUCUUCUACCACAAAUAAACAGACAGAAGGAGAA
This is a messenger RNA of Columba livia (rock pigeon), 2810 nucleotides long. RefSeq names its product ELOVL fatty acid elongase 1 (gene ELOVL1). The transcript is spliced from 8 exons. NCBI's taxonomy places the organism in Eukaryota, Metazoa, Chordata, Aves, Columbiformes, Columbidae. The record is from RefSeq and is a predicted model, not a curated record. Gene Ontology annotation, biological process: fatty acid elongation, polyunsaturated fatty acid; fatty acid elongation, saturated fatty acid; very long-chain fatty acid biosynthetic process. Gene Ontology annotation, molecular function: fatty acid elongase activity. Gene Ontology annotation, cellular component: endoplasmic reticulum; endoplasmic reticulum membrane. Bases 541 to 1602 code for a protein of 353 amino acids.